UUCUACCUUGAAUAAAAUCCUCUCUGCCCUGCAGCCACAAUAACAAACACAGAAAAGACCGCGCCCUAUAUUUUUAAUGCAUCCAGAGUUGCAUUAUCUAGUUAUCCAAUGUGAAAGUUGCUUUCAGGCUGCAUUUUAACAACUACGACUCUCCAGGUCUGAAUCAAAACCUAUCAAGCCUGAAACUUGUCCACGUGAAAUUCAGUUUCUGAUUUCUGCUUUCACCCAGGCAAGGGAGUGCCUUCAUCUCAACGCCGAGCCCGUGCAGGUCCCCAGGCUCAGGGGUUUUGUGAUCUUCCCAGCAGUCACCCUCCGCAUUUGUCGAAGCAAUUGAUCUGGCACAGGAGUCUCGUAUGUCAGCCAUUAGUCAGGUCGAAAGGUCUUUUCUGCUCAGCUUCCCUCAGGGGAUUGCCUUCGUUAUUUCCUCUUCUUCUUCCCUCUGCUGACAGAGCAGCCUGCUCCUUCCCCAGCCGCAGAGCUUUCCCAGCGGACUGUGCUGUGAGAGGGAGAGGCACGGGCUCCUCGCAGGGCAGGGCAGGGCAGGGCAGGGCAGGGCAGGGCAGGGCAGGGCAGGGCAGGGCAGCGAGCUCCACGCUCACAGCCCUCGCAGGGGCCCGGAGGCUCCAUGGCCACACAGGCAGGAACGUUGUACCCACGCUUAGAGAGCUUUUUGCAGCACACCAGUCCUGUGUUAUUUACAAAAUCUGACAAUGCGCUAUUUUUAUUAUUUACCCUUUACAGCUUGCAUCAUUACAAAUGUGAUUGUACACCAAAGACCUUUUUCCCCGACAGGGAUUUCUGUACCUGGGUGUGUGUGGGCUGGUGACAUUUUCUGGACCUGUUUAUGCCUUAAUCAGAAGUGCACUCAUCACUGCUAUUUACUGAAAUGUUUGCCACUUUUCUUUUCCCUUUUUCUUUUUCUUUAUUUAAAGAGGUUUGUUCAAGUUCAAUAUUGAAAUACACGGUCCCUGCUCCAAACCUCACCAAAGUUUAUGGCAGGUCAGCGAGCUUUGGGUCAGACCCUGACUUUUUUUAACAUCAUUUUUUCUUCCAAACAUUUUGAGCACCAGAGCAAUUGUAGCUUUCUCACACUGUACAGAAUGUAUGCUUCAAAAUUUCCACAUUAAGGAGCUGUCUGCAAUCCUUUGGUGUGAUCAAAAAGGAGAACAUGAAGAAAUCGAAAGAUAAACUAGAAAGGACACCAUACAAGAGGUCAAAGGCAUCUAAAGAUUCCUUUUGAGAAGCAAAGUGACACCUAAAGUGGUGAGGGGAAAAAGAAGACAUAAAGUAGGUCAACGGUGAAUGUAAAAGAGAUAUGAAGAGGCUCCUGCUGUAAUAUCAAAGUGCUUUGGUAAAUCAGAGUAAUGUGAAUAGUCAGAAAGAAUAAUGUGCUGGAAAUCACAAAUGUUUUUUAUCUGCCUGUAACUUAUUAUAUUAAUCAAGGUAUAGAGAUGAAAAUAUUACAAAAUCACGUACAUCUUGUUUUCACAGCCCUUUAAAUGUUUUUUGAAUUAGAGGUAGGUAACAGCUGUGGUUAAUGGCGCUAGAAACUGAAGCUCUAUUUCCAUAGAACAGCAGUAAAGUAUACGUCCUUUCCAGUUGGAGAGAGAUUCAUUCAGCUGCCUGCUCAUUAAUUUUUGACUGUUCUGAUGAGGUUGCUAAAGGAACUUCUAUUUGUGGUGCUGAUUAUAAAAAGUUAGUAUUUGCUGAUUAAACCAAAUUAUUUCACAAAGUCUGUCCCAUGGCAGCUGGGGGUUGAAGUAAAAACACAAAAUUCAGGCAUCGGGAAAAACUGGAGAAGCACCAGUGCGGGCAACAAAUUGCUGGAAGAUGUAUAUUUUAAAGUAUGUGCCUGCCAUCCAUGAUCUGCAGCACAAACGCCAAGUGUCAUCUACUGAACUGAGGCAGCUUCUGCACAGGCCACGCUAAUGAUCGGAGAGAAAUGUUUCCUUGACAGGCUUUGGGCCGCCUCUCUGCCCGGGAAGCCCACGUCCAAGUCUGCUGGAAGGAGCUGCACAGCGAUGUUACACCCUGUUUUUCUUGGGAGGGCGAGGGAAGCUGAGCCUGUGGUCGGAAGCAGGCGGGAAGGACAAACCCAGCAGGCCGCCGAGGCCGGCUCUGGCUGCAGCUCCAGGGCUCGGGCCCGGGUCCGGCUGCAGCUCCAGGGCUCGGGCCCGGCUCCGGCUGCAGCUCCUGCCGACGCCCUCAGGCCGCUCUCGGGCGAGGCUGACCGGGCGGCCGGGGGAGGAGCCGGCGGGGCGGGGGAAAGCACGGCGGCAUGUCGGCCGAGGCAUCAGCCAAUCACUUCAUUUUCUUAAAAUCCUUAAAAUCCAGGAGGCAGUUUGUGGCCGAGCUGCCAGGUGGAGCGGCUCCCAUGGGGAAGAGCCCCCGGGCGGGGCGGGGGAGGAGCGAAGGGGCAGCAGUGCCGGCUGGGCUCCGCGGGGCCCCGCUUCUUUUCCCUUCCCCGGCCCGGCCGAGCAGCGCCGUGAGCCCCGUCCCAGGGAGCCGCGUCCGGCCCCGCCGCCUCCGCCAUGUCGGGCGCGGGCGGGCGCGCCGCGCUGGCGCUGCUGCUGCUGGGGCUGGCGCUGCUGGGGCUGGCGCAGGCCCGGCCCCGCUACGAGCCCACCUGGGGCUCGCUGGACGCCCGGCCGCUGCCCGCCUGGUUUGAUGAGGCGAAGUUCGGCGUCUUCAUCCACUGGGGCGUGUUCUCGGUGCCCAGCUUCGGCAGCGAGUGGUUCUGGUGGUACUGGCAGAAGGAAAAGAGAGAACCCUAUGUGAAAUUUAUGGACACAAAUUACCCACCUGGCUUCAGCUAUGAAGAUUUUGGUCCUCUGUUUACAGCAGAAUUCUUUGAUCCCAACCAGUGGGCAGAUAUUCUGAAGGCUUCAGGUGCAAAAUAUGUUGUUUUAACUUCAAAACAUCAUGAGGGCUUUACUUUGUGGGAGUCCAAAUAUUCUUGGAACUGGAAUGCUGUUGAUGUGGGACCAAAGAGAGAUCUUGUUGCUGAACUAGCAACGUCUGUUAGAAACAGGACUGACUUGCAUUUUGGGUUAUACCAUUCCCUGUUUGAAUGGUUCAAUCCUCUCUUCCUUGAGGAUGCCACCAAUGCCUUUAACACAAGCAAGUUUCCAACCAGCAAAUCUUUACCAGAACUCUAUGAAAUUGUGACCAAGUACCAGCCAGAAAUAAUUUGGUCUGAUGGGGAUGGAAAUGCUCCAGAUACUUACUGGAACAGCACUGGUUUCUUGGCUUGGCUGUAUAAUGACAGCCCGGUCCGGGACACGGUGGUGACCAAUGACCGCUGGGGAGCUGGCACCAUCUGCGCCCACGGCGGCUUCUACACGUGCAGCGACCGCUACAACCCCGGGCACCUGCUGCCCCACAAGUGGGAGAACUGCAUGACCAUGGACCGCAGCUCCUGGGGCUACCGCAGGGACGCGCGCCUCCGGGACUACCUCCCCAUCGAGGACUUGGUGAAGCAACUUGCAGAAACAGUGUCCUGUGGAGGAAAUCUCCUGAUGAACAUUGGGCCCACCCACGACGGCCGCAUCGCUGUUGUGUUUGAGGAGCGCCUGAGGCAGGUGGGCUCCUGGCUGAAGGUCAAUGGAGAGGCCAUCUAUGGAACGAAGCCAUGGAGAGCACAGAACGACACUGUCACACCUGGAGUCUGGUACACUUUCACCCCUAAAGAAGAGAAAGUCAAUGCUAUCUUCCUUAACUGGCCAGUCUCUGGGAUUCUGGAACUUGGUGAGCCACGGGCUAAGCUUGGAGAAACACAGGUGAAGCUGGCUGGAUACAGGGAGCUGCUGAAAUGGGUUGCCCUGGGAGAAAAGGGAAUGGUUAUUGCUCUACCUCAAUUGACUCCUCAGCAAAUGCCAUGUCAGUGGGGCUGGACCUUACAACUGACUCAUGUAGACUGAGCUAUACACUGCUGGAGUCCUGGCUAGCAGGGAUUGCUAAUGCUUUGCGCUUUCCUAUCACUGGUUUUAAACUUGUUUGACUGAGAAAGACCAAUAAAUUCACUUUUGCUAUGAGAGGUGGGCUGUUACUAAAGGAUGGAAUGGAACAAACCUCACAAAGUCUAGCACUAGAUAAUUGAUCCUCUGCACACAGUUUGUUUCUCUGGGCUUGUGUGAAACACUGAGCAGUUACCUUGACCUGGAAACUUGGUUUAGUCAGUUUCUGGCCAAGUUAUGUGAAGAAUGAGGUGGGGGGAAACGGGCAUAGACUUUCAGAGACAAAAGAGACUAAAGCUCAAGCCGGUAAUCAAAUGCACAUAAGUCAGUUGUACACCCUCUUUAAUGCAUGAAAUUUACCUUCCACAAAACUGCACAGUAAAACCUGACAGUUUUAGAGAAAAGAAUGUCCUUUUCCAGCUGUGUUUAGCUAGUGGUAGCUGGCAGUUUCAGCUGAAUAGGGUAAUGUCUGCAAGAAGAAGCCUGUAAGGGUUGGAAUUCAUCAUAAAUGCAUACAGGCAAUGCAUAUGUACAUCAUAAUUUCUUAUCAUGGAAGUCAUUAAUUUUACAUGUACCUAUUCUUGAGUAACUCCAUCCAUCCAUCCAGGUAAACUGGGAGAGGGUUGGGUUUUAUAUUUUGUAUAAUUUUACAUGGCAUAAAACCUGCCUUUUGUUUACAGCCUUUGUUUAUACACAGUUACCAGGGUGCCUUCUGUGGACAAAACAUAUACUUCAGUGAGUAACUCUUGAAAAAGAGAAAUAAUCACGAGUUGCUAGGGAUCUUCAACUUUGGCAAAGAGACAACAUUUUAAGCAGAGAGUAGACUGCAUCCAACUUGAAAAAUUUCCAAACUCAUCAUGUGUCAUGAUUUGUAGGGCUAGACACACAAGGUGAAACUUGCAAAGAGGAGAAGAAAAAGGACAACAAAAAGCAUGAAUUAUUUCUGUUUCAGUGUAAAGAUUGAAGGUUGAUUUUCCCUGAGUAAUGUUUGUGAGUGCAACAUUAGUACUGUAUAAGUUAAAUUUAUUCUUUCAACUCUGUCAGGAUUGUGAGUUGAUUGGAUAGGUCAGGUUAUUCUCCUCCCCAGUAAUGUUAAUACAGACACAAAUUAUACAUUAAAAUAUUUUAUUACAAUACAGACAAUUGGGCUCAAAAUUAAUACAAAUUAAGAUAAAAUAUUUACAAGGUAAUGUGUACAGUGUAGCUGUUUGAACAGCAUAAACAAGAGUAUGUCUAAAAAACCACAUUCCUUUAGUAUUAAGUAACAGAGAGAGCAGACCCCCAGCUUGUUCAAGGGGAACAUGCAUCCAUUGGCAAAGGCUUUCUGAAGAAUGAGAGACUUUGGAACAAGAUUUGUAAAGUUAAGGG
Molecule: messenger RNA, 5324 nt
Organism: Passer montanus (Eurasian tree sparrow)
Lineage: Eukaryota; Metazoa; Chordata; Aves; Passeriformes; Passeridae
Gene: FUCA2
Product: alpha-L-fucosidase 2
Exons: 7
Coding region: 2532-3920 (462 amino acids)
Biological process (GO): glycoside catabolic process; fucose metabolic process
Cellular component (GO): lysosome
Molecular function (GO): alpha-L-fucosidase activity
Source: RefSeq, a predicted model, not a curated record